Messenger RNA from Girardinichthys multiradiatus, 3513 nucleotides. RefSeq names its product ribosomal protein S6 kinase-like 1 (gene rps6kl1). Gene Ontology annotation, molecular function: protein kinase activity; ATP binding. Gene Ontology annotation, biological process: protein phosphorylation. Bases 160 to 2475 code for a protein of 771 amino acids. NCBI's taxonomy places the organism in Eukaryota, Metazoa, Chordata, Actinopteri, Cyprinodontiformes, Goodeidae. The transcript has 11 exons. The record is from RefSeq and is a predicted model, not a curated record.
AUGAUCAUGUCCUGCUGCAAAGACCUGAGCCCCGACUUCUCUGGGUGCCGACACGCACUGAGCACGGAGACAGCAGACAGAGAUGUUUCCUACUGCUGAUAAGAAGACACAGGAGCAAAGGCCCAUCUGGACCUUGAGAGACCCAGAAAAAUCUCAGAGAUGGCAAAGAGAGAUUACCUGGUGGAGGCUGCCAAACAGAUCCGAAUGGCUCUGGACAGCGAGGUUAACGAAGACUACGAGGCAGCCUUCAGUUACUACAAGAACGGAGUGGACUUACUGCUGAAUGGAGUUCAGCUGGACCCAAACAAAGAUAGAAGGGAGGCUGUGAAGAGGAAGACCACGCAGUAUCUGAAGCGAGCUGAAGAAAUCUUUAUAACACAUCUGCAAGAUAACCUAGGGAAAGGAGGCUCUCAUUUAGGGGGCUAUAGCAGUCUGAGAUUUCGUCCGAUCCGACACCUGAGUUCACCCGUAGAGGAUCUGGAAAUGUGUAAAGUGGUGGGAGUCAGCGAUAAGGUCCUGAUUGUCCAAAGCAUGGUCAACAAAGAGACAUUUGUUGUAAAGAGCCUCGUCAAAUCGAGCUGGGAGAGCAGAGACCAAACAACCAUUAUUCCUCAAGGGGUGCCCUACAUGGUGAAGCUGCUGCGAUAUUAUGUCAGUGAGGAUGCUGUGUAUCUGCAUCUGGAGCAUGUCAAAGGUGGAAGGCUUUUCUCCAAGUUGCACAAACUUAGAAAUGAGAAGGCAAGGGAAAACCCAGACCAAUGCUUCACCUCUGGCCAGCACGUCAAGCUGAAGACCAGCCACACCUCACCUGCAAUCAGCACAGACUACCAGCACAGCAUUAGGAGCACAGCAGUGAUUCCACAUAAAUUUUCUGACGAGAGCCCAGAUAAAGACUUCCCAAACUCAUGGGAUGAGACUCAGCUGCGACUGGAAAGCUGCGGGACUCACUCCUACAUCGAGGAGACCGGUUGCCUCCAGAACACGCGAUCAGCAGCGUCAUUUUACACCAAGCUGGAUCAUCUGACUCUGCUCUCUGGCCUGACGAGGACACAGGUCAACACCCACAUACAUCCACCAGCCCCUAGUUUGUGUCUGCAUUCCAGCGAAGCUCAGGAAAAGCUGGCUCUUCCUCUCUCUUGUGCCCGUGUCAGCCAAGCUCUCGAUGUCAUGUCAGAACUCCAUAAAAAGAAGGCCGGAAUGGGACUGAUAGAGUGCAGUACGCACUUUGAGGCGGCCUGGGAAGCUGCGGGCCCAUCACACAGCUAUAAUAAAACAAACCCCUAUGCAGUGACUAACAAUAAUUUGCUAAGAGCAACAUCACAAACAAAUCAGACCUCAUUUAAAAGAACAGAGUCCCCUAAAAGUGAAAAAGAGACUUUGAGUUCCUCUCCUGCCAUUCUGCAUCUCCCUCUCCAUUGCCAAACCCAAAUCCGUGGCAGGGCAUCGUGGGAUACUAAUGUCUCUCAUCAGGGAACUUUUCCAGGUGGAAGUUCUGAAGACAUACAUGCAGAGUCAAAGCUAGAAAGCAACCCUGUUGUAGAAGAAAGAAAUGGAAUGAUAGUCAUCAGGAGUACAGACAGAGCAGUAUUUUCUGACCACACAGACACAAGCAUCAUCUCGGAAAGUUCUCGGGAUUCACGUGCUUCCCUUUUCCACGGAAGCGUAAAUACACAGGGGGCGUUAUCAGAAGUAUGUCAUAUUAGAGAAAACUGUCUCAGAGCUGGAAAACAGGGUGUAGAGGUAGCUGGUGAGGUACUGAGUCCUGGAGGGAAGAACCCAAAAGUGGGAUCAUAUGUCGGCUGGGUCUCUCCUGACCCUCUUGGGGCCACAUCCCACAGCAACAGAAAGAAUGUGGAUGGACCAGAGUGGCAUAUAGAAGACAAGAUCAUUGAGGUGGACGGCUGGUGUCACCUGCCACGGUUUCCUGCCAUGGCCUCCAGGCCAGCAGAUAAGGCUUUGCAGAGCUACUGGGGGCUUCCAGAAGCGGAGGUGUGUGUUUGGGGAGCGCAGAUUCUGUUGGCCCUGGAGAGUCUGCAUGAGCAAGGCAUCUUGUGUCGGGAUCUCAACCCGAGGAAUAUUCUGCUCACCAGCAACGGAAAGGUGUGUUUGACGUUUUUCAGCCAGUGGAGUGAGGUUCAGUCAGAGAUCAGCUCCAGAGCCAUGGAUCAGAUGUACUGUGCUCCAGAAAUCGGAGGAGUGUCGAGGAUUACAGAAGCUUGUGACUGGUGGAGUCUUGGGGCUUUGCUCUUUGAACUUCUAACAGGAAUGCCCCUUUGGCAGCUCCAUCCAGCGGGAAUCUAUUCCCACACCCAGCUGCUCAUCCCCAACCACCUAAGUGCUGCAGCUGCUUCCCUGCUUACUGAGUUGCUUCAGUUCGAUGCUGGUUAUCGCUUGGGUUCUGGAGGUGGAGGCGUAAGCGACAUUAAAUGUCACCCCUUCUUCAGUGGUGUCUCCUGGAAGGCUCUGUCCUGCUAGCAGACAUCCUAUCGUUUGUGCCACACUGUACUGAAGCUGGAUUUAAGCAUCCUACCUGUCCAGAAUGGACGCAGCACCUAUUUUACAUGAGCUUCCCAAAGAAAAGGCUGAACAAAGGUUGUGAAUAUCCAGUGCCUUGCAAAAGUAAUUAUACCACUUGACCUUUUUCACUUUACAAUUACAAAGUUCAACUCAUUUUAUUGGGGUUUUAUGUGGCAGACCAACACAAAGUAGCACAUAAUUAUGAAGUAGAAGGAAAAGGAUACAUGGUUAAAAAAAAUCAAGAUUUUAAUCUAAAAAUCUCAUCUGUGUAUUGGCGUUUAGGUGACUAAGUUAAUACUUAGAGUCACCUUUCAGGUGUAAGCCUUUGGGAAAUGUCUCCUCCAGCUUUACACGUUUAAAAUGAGACUGAAUUAUUUUGGCCAUUUCUCUUUGCAAACCAGCUCGAGCCCCAACAGACUGGAUGGACGGCAUCUGUGAACAAGUUUUGAAAUAGGUUCUCUAUUAGACUUAGGUCUGGACUUUGACUGGACCAUUUUAACAUGCAUAUGCUUUGAUCUAAACUAUUUCAUUGUGGCUCUGGCUGUUUAGUGUUGGCCUCCUGAAAGGUGAAUCAAUCACAAUCUGAAAUGUUUAGCACCUCUAAUACGUUUUCUUUCAGGAUUGCCCUGUAUUUAGCUCCAUCCAUCUUCUCAUUUCACCAGCUUAACAGAAUAAAGCAUCCCCACAGCGCAAUGCUGCUGCCACCAUGUUUUACAGAGGGGAUUUUAUUUGCAAAAAACUGAAAAAACAUAUAUCCACUUUUCAGUUAUGCACUUCGUGUUGGUCUAUCUAAAAAUAAAUUAAACCUUUUGGAUGCAUGUUGGGAAAAAUCUGAUGCUUUUUCAAGGCACUAUGUUCUAUCAAUAAAGGCAAUAACAGAUUUCCUUUUAACUCAUGGGACCAUAGUGUUUUAAUUCUAUUUUGAUAACGAGGUUUUACAUGUCCCCUUCAUAAUCAUCAUGCAUGUCAAUAAACCCCUUCUAAAUCAAAACUGUG